Messenger RNA from Bactrocera neohumeralis, 1623 nucleotides. It is a transcript of the gene TpnC25D, whose product is annotated as troponin C. NCBI's taxonomy places the organism in Eukaryota, Metazoa, Arthropoda, Insecta, Diptera, Tephritidae. Bases 934 to 1365 code for a protein of 143 amino acids. Gene Ontology annotation, molecular function: enzyme regulator activity; calcium ion binding. The record is from RefSeq and is a predicted model, not a curated record. The transcript is spliced from 3 exons.
AAAUUUAGUGCGAUUUGCUUUUUUUUAAAUACUUUUCGAUAUAAAAGAAGUUACAAACAGAUAAAUCACGCAGAACGUCGCCAAUAUGAAAUUUAUAACCUUAAAAACACAGAACAAAUUAAUAUGCGUUCACUUUUUAUAUUUAAAAGUUAUACAAAUAACUGCUUAAAGCAAUAUCUUAAAUAAAAAUUAUUAAUACCUGUAUUUGUGUUCUAGGAAAACUUAAGUUUUUAAAACUGUAUCGGCCAAGAGUAAAGCCAGUCUUUUUACGCCUCAAUUAUUGUUAUUUCCAAUAAAAAAUAUAUACAUAUGUACAUAACUAUAUAAUUUUAUAAAAAUUGAAUUUAAAACUAAAAAGAAAAUAAUUUAAAAUUUUAUAAAAGUUUAUUAAAAUAAUUUGAAACUGUUAUUGAAAAUGAAAUUAAAUUAUGCGUUCAACGCUUCUUCUUACGUGAUUACACCGUGGGUAUAUUAUAAUUAUAAAAAAUAUUUAAUUCUUUUAUUAUAAAUGUGUUUUAUUUUUAACUAUUAUUUCAAUAACGGCUUAUAUAAUUCACUUUUUUAGCGAAAAUAAUUUCAAUAACUAAACAGCUAUGAUUUUAGCAGCAUAACAAAUCGUUGUGAUUUACUAUCAUAUCAAUAAACGUAAAUAAAAACUAAAAAGAAAAAAUACCUUGAAAUAAAAAAUAAAUAAAAUUCGCUUUAGCUAUGAUAAUUACAAAAAUAUAUAUAUAUAUACAUUACUUUCAUAAAAAAAUUACUUUCCUAAAAAAUCGGUGUUCAAUGCAUAUGUUGUUUAUAGUAUUAUGCUAUUUGCGCCUUUUUAAAAUUUUUUUAAAUGCGCAACAAAGGAUAUCUUGUAUACUGAAGGCUACCCAAUCUUUGCUAGCGAUCAAAUAACUACUUUUAAAAUGAAAUGAGGAUGAUGAGAAAAUGGACAUCAUGCGCAAAGCAUUCCAAAUGUUCGACACCCAAAAGACCGGUUUCAUUGAAACACUCCGCCUCAAGACCAUCCUGAAUAGUAUGGGUCAAAUGUUCGAUGAGAGCGAAUUGCAAGAUCUCGUCGAUGAGAAUGAUCCCGAAGAUACCGGCAAAGUAAAUUUCGAUGGUUUCUGUAAUAUCGCGGCACAUUUCCUCGAAGAGGAGGAUACCGAGGCUAUACAAAAAGAAUUGAAAGAAGCUUUCCGUUUGUACGAUCGUGAGGGUAACGGUUACAUUACCACAUCCACUUUGAAGGAAAUUCUCUCGGCUUUGGAUGAUAAACUCUCCUCAAGUGAUUUGGAUGGUAUUAUUGCGGAAAUCGAUACUGACGGUUCGGGAACUGUUGAUUUUGAUGAAUUCAUGGAGAUGAUGACUGGAGAUUAAUUCUGCUCAUGUACACCUACACGCGUACCUACCUAUAUACUUAUAUGUUGCAUACAUAUACACACACACACACACACACGCUUAGUGUUGCAACGAGGAUGAAGAUGAAGGAGCGGAAAACUGCAAUAAAUACCAACAAUAAAAACACACGAGCAAAUUGUUAUGGAUCGUUUUGUAUGUUCUACUUGUUGUUGUUGUUUUUGUUGUUAUAGUCAUUGAUUUAACAAAUGUGUGUAUUAAAAUGAAAUUAAUUAUAAA